AUGUGCCCCUGCGCGCUGCACGGCGGCCCCCCCGCUCCCUGCCCCUGCAGCCCCGGCCGCGCCGCCCGGCCCUCGGCCGCCGCCCGCCUGGUCGCCGCCCGCCUGCGCCGCCUGGGCGAUGAGCUGGAGCAGCGGGCGGCGCGGCGAAAGGCGCGGGGCCGCGGCCCCUCGGCCGGCCGUCGCCUGGCCGCCGUGGUGUGCCUGCUGUGCGCCCUCACGCCCGCGGCCGCGCUGGCCUGGCUGAUCCGCAGGAGGAGCCUCUAGGCGAGAGGGGCGCUGGCCGGAGCGGGGAGCAGGCGGGACGCGCAACAGGCUGGAGAAAACCCUGUGCCCUUGGAGAAAAUUGUUUCCCCUUUUCCUACAGGGAAUCCAGAGCCUGAGCAGCAGCUGUGAAGAGUGGAGAUAAAGAAAGAAGUGGAAGAUGUUGGAAGUGCUUUGGGCAACGUGAAGAAGGAUUUGCACGGAAGGAGCUGUUCAAGGGCCCAGCAGCAAAACAGAGACACAUACAUGCUUAUAUAUAGAAGAAUGUAAACCCUCCUGUAUGCAUACGUUAAAACGUGCAUGCCUUGUUGAGAACGUAAGCAACAUUCCUUGUAGAUGAUGGUGGUCUGAGCAUUCAUGCUCCUGCAGUCUGAGUCAAAAGAUUAGUGAUGUCCUUGCUGUAAUGCUAGCAUUUUCUCCACUGCACCUUGUUUAUGGCAACAUAAACGUUCCUUUCAAUGCAGCAGGAAGAAAAAUAAUCUAUACAUCCAGAGCUAAGUAAUAUCGAGAGACGGAACUUGCUGCAAAAUGGGCAUGUCCUAGCCGUGGCGGUGGGGGAACAGGUGCUUAGCAGCUCGGACAACAGACAGUUUGUGUGUGUAUAUAUUAAGCGCUAUCGCACCAGGUGAGAUAAGCUUUUCUUAUGACUUUAGUUUCUCUGGUGCUACAUUUAAUAUUUGUCUGGGGCUAAACUGCCUCUCUGUGGUGCUACAGUUUCCGCAAGAGGAUGUUCUGAAACAUGGGACAAGGAGAAAUCUAUUUUGGUUAUUAAUAUUUAUACACAAGAUAGCAAAAAAUAAUACGUGUUGAGAAGGUGCUAUUUUUUCUUUCUUUCAAUCUCUGCAUAAAUUAAGACAAAACAAAUAAUCUAGCCCAGAACUUUAUAAGACUAAUUUUCUUUGGGGCAGUUCUUUUUCUUUUGACGGUUUGGAGCUUGGGAAGCAGCAUUCACUGAGGUGGCAAAGACACACCGGGUCUUUUCACUGCAGUGUACGUGUCAAAGUCUGCUAGUGCAGAAUCUCCUACGGCUCCGGAGCUGGGUAUUCUCCUGGAUGGUGAUUUAAGCAGUCUCAAAUCCUGUGAACCAGGGAAGAGAACUAUAUCUAGACUAAUCAGUAGACUGGGGGAUAUCAGGAGAACUUGUCCUUAGAAGUCAAAGGGCUUUUUUCAGUCUAGUACUGAGCACUUUUUUUCUUGCAGCCAAAACUACCUGUCAGAUUUAGGAUACCUUCCAGAUCCUAUUUACAGUAAUUAUUAUGCACAUUUUUUAGAAACAUUUUUCCCAGCUUCAGAUAUUUGCACCAGAAAAUUGACCCUCUCGUGGCAGGGGGCAGUUUUCAAAGGCAUAAAGGAAUGUGAAGAACCCAAUUUCCAAAGGAAGUUUGGCUCUUUGUCUUUUAAAAAUACUUCCUAACCCUCACCCAGUCAAGGAACAAGCCGAGUGGCCUCUAUGUCCCAGUCAAACCUUGCAUUUUUCACUACUGCAGGAGAAAUGUUUCUAAGCAACCUAAAAGCUAAAUUCUCCCUUUGUCAAAUAUUCACCGAUGUGUUUUGGGCCCCUGCACACAUAUUCUUGGGUAUUAUUGAUCCAAGUCAAUUCACAAACAGCAGAAAGGGCUAUGCUGAAAGAGCAAAUUGUUCCUAAUGAAUAACCUUGCCCUACUUUAUAUUAUGUGCAGUGUUGGGAGGGAUCAUGUAGCUAAGUGUAGUUUGUCUAUUGAUAGAGUUUGGAUGGUGUCAGAACCACAGGGACCGAUAAAACAUUUUCCUGCCAUUUUUGGCCUGACGCUCAGUAAUACUCGGCAUCCUGUACUCCUUCCCGGCUCAGGCUUCUACUGAAAUAAGUAAGAAUUCCUCUCGCAAAAGGAGGAGUCUCAGCUGAUUUCAGCAGUGAUGCAAGUGCUGAAUUAGUGACUGCUGGAUCGGGCAUAGUCUUAGAAAUACAACUUUCUGCAAAUCACUCAAAUGAGGAAGUGAAAUCGUGUGUAUGGUAUUGCACCAGUCAAAUUUGAACAGAAAAUAAUUGAUCAGGAAGACUGGAUGUGUCACUUUGCUAUACAGGACACGCAGCCCGCAGGUCUCCCCUCCGCAGUCUUCCCUCACCCUCUGUGUGUGUACCCCACGUACACAGAGGCAGCCUUGUGACAACCCGUCGGGCAUAGGAUCUGGCUUACAUUUCUCAGUGCAAGAGAGAGGGCUCUCCCACAUAUUCCUCACCAUUAACAAUUACUAGCUCCUGAGUUUUGAAUGCUUAAUAAACUUGUCACCCAGAAUAUGCAUUAUUCCAUUUUCCCUUCCAUCUUCUGUGCAUACAGUUUGCACUGCCGUUGGUUCUCCUGCCAGACUGGCUAUUUGGGUCUGCAGCCUUGAGUUGUCUUGUAGCAUUCUUCCCAAAGAGGCAAUUCCCCUGAAACAUUACAGCACAGCAAAGGAAAAGGAAAGCGAGUUCUGUCCUUACCAUAGCAUCUCCGCCUUGGGAAAGCCCCCUGAAUCGUUGACCAACCUCAGCAGCAAAGCGAUUGGCUAAUCUCCCUUAGUCCUACCCCACUGUGGACAGGCUUUUCUGUAAAAAAAACCCUAAAACCCAGAAUUCCCAGGGGAGCAGUCUCCUCCCGGGUGGUUCCCAACAUUAGCAAAAAUGUUAGAAGACACGUGCUGCCUGUUUUCUCAUGAAACAACAACCAAAUCUAUUGUGCUUCCCAAGUGUAAACAAGAGCAGGUCCAGUACCCCAAAUUCUGCUUCAAUCCUGAUUUGCUUCCCUUUGGUAGUUCUAAAUUGGAUGUUUAGUGUGAACUGAGGGUUAAGUUUUGGAGACUUUCAUCUGUUAGUUGCUGGGUCAAGCAAGCUUUGCUAGAGAAACAGCUUACCAGCACAUUAUAGCCAGCAUUCACUGUACAUAAAUUGAAUUACUUACUAGAGGGUAUGUAUUUGUCAAAGCCUUACAUUUUCUGGUAUAAUUGCUAUUCUUGAAUGCCUCCAUUUUUUGACAAGGGGUGUUUUUAUCCUUUUUAAAAUAUCUGAUUUAACCCUGGUUGAUGUUUGUAUUGGAAAAGAAAGCAUGCUAUAUACUCCCCUAGUGCUGUUCUUACUGUAUUGCAACAGCUGUGUGAGAUGGUGGGGGGUUUCUGUACCGUACUAAUGGGUAGGAAACCAGCACAGUCCCUCUCUCUUGCUCCUCUUUUUUUUUUCCAGCAGCCAAGAAGUCAUUGAUUUUGAUUAGCUUCGCAAUUGCGCCUCCGUGAAGACUGGGGAGUGCUCUCUAAAUGAAAAAAAAAGACCUCAUCUUAGGUUUCAGCAGACGGUGCGUGCGCAAGCCAGAGGAGGAGGUUAUGAGAUCAUAGUCUAUAUAGAACGCCGCAUAAUGUGGCUGUGAGGAAAGUCUUUAUUAAUUUUUAAAGCAGCACUCCACCAAGAUAGCUCCCAUCACAUAUUGGAACUUCAUAUUUCAAGUUAAAAAAGAAGUCUAGUGUCGACUACUAAUCAGCUUCUCUCCCCUUGCCUGUUAAAAUAAGUCCUUUGGCCACAUUAAUUCUAGGAUGGCACUGCUGUCUGCUUGCAGACCGCUGGGUUACACCUAGGACAGAAUUUAUCCCAUUAAUUCCAGAUUCCUUCCUCUUCUCUCUCAGAAUUAUUUUCAGUAGAUAAAAAAAUAUGGAAUGGGACCAGGCCUCCUGUCAUACACUUUCAUGUGCCCAGGAGAGGCAUCACCCAAUAAAAACAUAGAGCAAAUCACCAAAAUCAAUGAGUUGUCAGCAAUGAGGAAUGAGAAACCCAUCAUACUUCUGUUUUAGAGCAUGUAUGCAUGCAGAAAUUACCCUAAUUUAGCUAAGCCCAUUACUAAAGCAAUUUACUUAAAUCAGAAACACUUGUUAAAUCAGUUUAAUCUGAUUUGUGAAUUUGCUUUGUUUCUAUAUCAUGCUAAAAUUAUAAGGGUCUUAAAUCCACUGCAAAAGCAGAAACAGUACCUUCUAAUGAAAUUGAUUACAAACAGAUUUGGUUAAACUGGUGCAGUUUCCAUGUCCACAUACACCUUGGAAUCAGGCACUUUGCCCUGCUGUAGUCCUUGUAGGUUGAGCAGGCAGAAGAGAAUCUCACUUGGGAGCGGGGGGGCAAUGGAGAAUGGGGAAGCAAAACUGAAGGAGAUCUUUCCCUUCUGAAAAGCUGCACUACCAUGUACAAAAUGGUUCAUGAUGAGCACAGGGUAGUACAUCUACCUUAAUAUUUAAUUUUCCUACAAAUGGUUUUAAAACAUCUGUCUGUGGUCUUGACAGAAGUCUGAGAUACAUAACAGACUACCUGUGGUUCAAAAUUAAAUCCUGGACCCAUAUUUUUUGUCCAUGUCAAAACCUUCUGGCUAUAUUCUACCUCCACAACAGGUGAACAGUAUCUUCACUUUUCUUCGGGCAAAUUUGCUUAGAGCAAAUUUGAUUUUGAAUCCAAGCUUCAAAGCCUCACUCUUGUGUAACACUUUGCAAGGCAGUGCUUGCUGUAUGCUGAGCUAAACUUCUUCAUCUCAGUACAGAAGGUUAGGAGACACUCACUAACCAUGUUAAUUCAAAAUCCAAAAGCUUAGGGAAGUCUACGUAACAUGGGACUUGAUCUGCCUUAGGAAAACACCAGUAUAUCAGCUAGUCUGAAUGGAGGAGAGGAAUCCUUGCAUGCUGCUCCUGCCUUGGUCUUCUGAUUCUGUCCUGGUCUGAAUGGGCAAGCCCUUCUCGUGCCAAAGGCAAUCUCUGCUCACAGUACAGGUGUAUAUCCCUGUCCCCAGCGUAAGACACCUCUGUGCUUCUUCUCUCUGCCUGUCCUACUGGCUUGAAUCACGCGCCAUCUGCACAACAAGAAUCUCCGUGAGCGUAGACCCUAAACGCACUCCCACGCUCAGGUCUUCCAAACAACAGUUCUGCCCUUAGCAGUUGUGGGAAAAAGCUGACUGUUCCAGUCAAAGCUGCAGAAUUUCCAUUCCCCAUCUGCAACAGAAAUUUAAAACUACAAAAUAUAAAACAGGUGAAUAUUUUUUUCUGACAAUACUUAUUUGAAUACAAGAGUGAAUUUUCAUGUAACUCCUAUCAGACUUCUUCGGUGUUCACUCUGCAUGAAUACUUGAGUACUUGAAUUUCAGAAGUUUUUGAAUAUUUACAGAAAGUGAAUUUGGAGCUUGACAAAUAUUCACUGAAAGCAUCUGGGUAUUGAACUGCCAUUAUUAGUUACAUCCAUUAUUAGUUACAGAUGCCACCUAAGUAGAGAGCAAAACCAACUACAAUGGGAUUUAGUUUUCAUGGGUAUUCACGGCACAACCUUCCCAAUCAAUUUGAAGACCACAAUUUAUCAGAAGAAAAAAUCUUCCCAUUAUCUUUAGCCCUUAGGACAUUUGCAAAUUUUCCAGUCUGCUCCCAGAUGCAUCACUAACAGAAUAAAAUAGAUGAAAUGCAGUGAAUACACAAUUCCUUGCACAUUACUGAUUUAGUACCAUUUGGAUGUAAACUCUUGGAGAGUCACUGUGCAAGUUUCCACCCUCACCAAAGCAAGAGCAAAGCAUAUGCUCACUGCUGACAGGAGUUCAUGAAGGCUCCUGUUUAUGGUUGGAUGUGGCUUCUCUUUUUUGUAAAAGGAAUUUCAUAUGCUGAGACUCUUUGUACAUAUUUAUAAUGACUUUAAUAAAAAAAAAAAGAAAAACAACUGUUCAAUGGCGAAAAAAGGCUACAGUUUUUAUUUCCUCUCUGAAAUUGGAGACAAUAAUUUCCUUCCGUAACCCUAACUGUUUUCCCAUCUCAUAAGCUGUCAUUAGAACUGAAGUUUCCCCUGUAUGUUUUCUGGUCCAAAUGUCAUGUUCUAGGAGAGGGUAGAAUCGUCCUGCCUCACAAAACCAUCACCAUAACUUACCUGAGGAGGGAGGGUUUGACAGACUGCUAACAGCACAGAGCUGUUUCUUCCACAGCAUCCAGGCCAGAAGAACAGAGACUGAAGGAUGUCGGUUUAAUUUAACAGCUGUAUAAUAGUGGCCUGUAGUAAAAUCUUUAUCUUGCAGGAAUUAAGAGGAUCUUUGUUAU
Messenger RNA from Aquila chrysaetos chrysaetos, 6309 nucleotides. RefSeq names its product harakiri, BCL2 interacting protein (gene HRK). Gene Ontology annotation, cellular component: mitochondrion. Gene Ontology annotation, biological process: positive regulation of apoptotic process. The record is from RefSeq and is a predicted model, not a curated record. Lineage: Eukaryota; Metazoa; Chordata; Aves; Accipitriformes; Accipitridae.